Molecule: messenger RNA, 2712 nt
Organism: Sclerotinia trifoliorum
Lineage: Eukaryota; Fungi; Ascomycota; Leotiomycetes; Helotiales; Sclerotiniaceae
Source: the annotation of a GenBank genome assembly
GCUCCCACCUUCCAAAAGCUGUCAUCUUCACAGCUUCUAAACGCCUAAAUACAACAUAGGAUUAAUACCCAACCAACUUCAUCAUCCUGGCUUCUAUCAUACGUCUUUUACGUUUCAUUCUUGUAGUAACUUUUAUCUUCCUUUCCAUAUCUGUCAUUCUGGCUACCUCAAGAAUUGGACCCAGAUUGGGAGCUCUGUUUAGUCAAUUAAGACCUACGAAUAUAAAACCUACCUGGUCCCCUCUCUCAAUCAUCAAACCUACCUCAACACGAAUUAUCUCUACCGCAACAAUGGCACCUACCCAAUAUCAAAAACCUCCUCAAGCUCCUCCUCUCUUUACUCAUACCGAAUCGCAGAUUGUCGAUGAGGCAAAGGGAUUGAUGGAUAAAUAUCGAAAACUCCUCGAUGAUCUCGUUGCAAAGGUUAAACCGGAAGAUGCAACAUUCGAAAAUGUUCUCCUACCUACUGCCAAUCAAGAUGAUCUUAAUUCUCUACAAAUAAGCGUUCUCACCUUCUAUCAAGCUGUUUCUGCCGAUUCGAAACUUCGUGAUGCGAGUUCGAAAGCGGAGGAGAUUAUGGAUGAGGCUCAGAUUGAAAUGGGUAUGAGAGAGGAUGUUUUUAAAUUGGUCGAUGCGGUUUAUAAAAAGGGUGAGGAGUUGGAUCCGGAAUCAAAGAGAUUGCUGGAGAAGGAAUACAAAGGAUAUAUUAGAAAUGGGUUGGGGAUUGAGAAGGGUGAGAAGAGAGAUAGAUUCAAGGAAAUUAGUAAGAGGUUGGCUACCAUUGCGACUAAGUUUCAAAAGAAUUUGAAUGAGGAGAACGGAGGUAUUUGGUUUACGUUGAAGGAACUUGAUGGGGUUCCUGAAGAUGUUAUUUCAGGAUUGGAAAAGGGAAAGGAAGAGAAUGAAGGAAAGUUGAAGUUGUCGUUCAAAUAUCCCGAUUUAUUUCCUACGCUUAAGUUUGCGAAGGAUGCCGAGACGAGAAAACAAGUCUUUGUUCAGAAUGAGAAUAAAUGUCAGGAGAAUGUGGAGUUGUUCAAGGAAGCUAUUAUUCUAAGAGAUGAAGCUGCGAGAUUAUUGGGUUAUCCUGAUCAUGCGAGCUUUAGGAUUGAGGAUAAGAUGGCAAAGACUCCAGCGACGGUCAAUGAGUUCUUACAUGAUUUGAAGGUUCAACUUGCUCCAGGUGGAGUGAAGGAAAUUGAACAUCUUAAAGCUAUCAAAAAACAAGAUUUGGAUGCCAGAGGGUUGGGAUCAACAAAUGAUGAUAAUUAUUAUCUUUGGGAUAAUCGAUUUUAUGAUCGAAUGAUGGUUGAGAAUGAAUUCUCUAUUGAUGAGAAUAAGAUUGCUGAAUACUUCCCACUUCAAUCUACAAUCGAAGGAAUGCUCAAGAUUUUUGAAGAGUUAUUCGGUUUCGUAUUUGUUGAUAUUAGUAGUGAGGAGGAAUUGGCUAAAGUUUCACCAUCUGGAAAGGGAUCUGAUGUUUUACCUCAUCCAGAUUCUAAACUCUUUAGCGUUUGGGAUGAUGAAGGUGAAGGAAGUGGAUUUGUUGGAUAUCUUUACUUGGAUUUACAUCCACGUCCAGGAAAAUAUGGCCAUGCUGCAAACUUUAACCUUCAACCUGGUUUCUCAUAUCCAAAUGGUACAAGAAGAUAUCCAGCCACGGCACUUGUUUGCAAUUUCUCCAAACCAACCGAUAAGAAGCCAUCACUCUUAAAACAUGAUGAGGUUGUUACUCUCUUUCAUGAAUUGGGACAUGGUAUUCAUGAUUUAUCUGGUCGUACUCGAUACUCUCGUUUCCAUGGUACGAAUACCGUCAGAGAUUUCGUCGAAGCUCCAAGUCAAAUGUUGGAAAAUUGGUGUUGGACUCCAAGUCAACUGAAGAACUUGAGUAAACAUUAUCUCACCGGUGAACCUAUUCCGGAUGAUUUAAUCGCCAAACAAAUCAGUACCAAACAUGUCAAUGCUGCUCUCUUUAAUCUUCGUCAACUCCACUUUGGUAUCUUCGACAUGACAGUUCAUACCCCAAAGACCCAUGAAGAAGCAGAAUCCUUCAAACUAAGCGAACUUUACAACGAACUCCGAACUCAAAUUUGUGGACUUAAAGGUCCUGAAGCUUUAGGUGCCAAAAGUGAUUGGGGAAGUGGACAAGCUACUUUUGGUCAUCUAAUUGGUGGUUAUGAUGCUGGUUAUUAUGGAUAUUUGUCAAGUCAGGUUUAUAGUACGGAUAUGUUUUACUCGGUCUUUAAGAAAAAUCCAAUGGAUCCUAAGGAGGGAAGGAGAUAUAGACAUAUGGUACUUGAGAAGGGAGGAAGUCAGGAUGAAAUGAAGACUUUGGAGGUGUUUUUGGGGAGGAAACCUAGUACGGAGGCGUUUUAUAGGGAGUUGGGGUUGGAGGGGAAGAAGUAGGGUUGUUAGAGGGGAAGCAGAAGCGGGUAGGGAACGGAGGGGAGGUAGGGAUGGUAGGGAUGGUAGCAAAGUGAAUAGGAUGGGUUGGUGUUGCUUGAUUGUGGUUAAGGCCUUAAGAUGUGGGGUUUUCAAUGCAUUUUAUGGAUGAAAUGAGAUGAGAUUAGAUGUGGUAGUAUGACAUGAGAUGAGGCAUAGUUUUCAAGUCAGACUUCCUACGUAUGAAUAGGAUGGAAUAGGACAGGGCAGGUAUUAUAUGAUAUUAGGAACUCUAGAAAUUCAAUGAAUUUGAUCUGAUCCAUUUGCCUGUCCU